CUCUCUCCCCUCCCCUCCCCUCGUGUGACUGAGAAUGCCCGUGUUGAAUUGACAGAGACGAUACGGGCUUAGCAGACAUGGAGGCCCGAUUAAUGACCGAGGCCCAUUACGACACGUCUCGGCUCAGCUAACGUUGUGUUGGAGAAGAGUCCAUUCGUGUUUGGAGAUAUCAAGGAUACCAAUUGCUGUGAGGAGAAAAAAAAACAGGGCGAGGGACAAGAAAUAGAGAGAGAUCCAUUUCGGAGCUAUGUUGAUUCAACGCAGCCGCCAUUUUGUUGACAGUUCGUCUUUUUUGAAUAAGGCUGCCUCUAUUUUAUUUAAAUAUCUGCUUCCUUAAAUGUUGCUAUUGCAUUUGUCUCUACGCCUUCGACGGAAGAGUAUUCUAAGGCAUGGCUGUACUAGCUGACUCGCUAGCUUGCCUGCUAAAUAAUAUUGCAUCGUUAGCCGUCAUAGUUUAGCUUUAGCUACAAAGCUAGCACGAGUCGCUACGCGAAAAUGACAGGUUAUUUGGUUUAGUUUGUAUUAGUUUAUUUGUGAACAGUCUGCGUUUAUUUGCAUAAUAUCAACUUAUUUAAAACUGCCAGACGGAUACAUUUCCCACAAGUACGGCCACUUUGCUGGAAAUGUAAGUUAUCCCAGCAAGGUAGCCCAGAUGAUGGCUUGCUAGCGAGCACCAUUGAUACAAUGUAACAUAGGUUGUUAUUGGACGACCCAUAUAGCUUGUUACAAAAUCAACACUGUCCUCCUAUGAAUUAAUACAUUGUAAAUAGUCGCUACUGCCCGGCGAUAUUUUGUUGCCUCGUUCCAAAAAUGGUCAUUCUAGAAUUGGCAACAAUGUAAUAAUUUACUUCCUUUUGGCGUAUUGUCUAACUUUAUGUUUUUCGUUAUAUUUCUCUCGUAAGCAAUAUUACCGUGUUAGGACGUCGGUUUGGGGUCACUGCGAAACAAUAACGUUAAUUAGAAUAUGAAUGAACAGUUUAGCAAUAGCUGACCACUUUGCUUAUUACAGCAGUACUAUUAUCAAGUCAAAUAGUCAGUUGAUUCAAAUGAGUUCUAAAUCGGUACAUUUUUGGGACAUGUCAGAAUUCGUAAUUGAUCUCCCAAAAUCGGAAUGGAUGUAUAAUUUUGAAAUUUCUCUAAUCUUUGCGGUUUUUGCAAAUCAGCAGUGGGGCAUAUACUGUGGCGACCAUGUUGAUACGCACGAAGGGGGGAUUUCGAUCCACAUAAUGUGAACACAUUUUUUGGACUCCUACGGAGGUAGCUUUCUCCUGGCAUCUGCUAGAUGGUGAAGCGUGAUUCAUCACUCCAGAGAACACGUUUCCACUGCUCCAGAAUCUCAAUAGCGCUUGAAGGACGGAGAAAGAGGGCUGGGCAGCCAGGAGGGGAGAAAAGACACCGAGCAAGGAUUGCUUUUUAGCUUCCCCAAUAUCCCCCUUCACCCCUAUCCCGUCUCUUCCUGGACCGCUGCCUUUUCCUAGAAAACUGUACCUGCUGUCCGAAACAUCCCUCCCUAGUCACCCCUCACCCCCUAAAUCUCUGAUGGAUCAGAGGACUCAGGGGGGGCCUGCUACUCCACCCCCCCUCUCCAUCACUGCUCCCCAAGGGGAGCGAGAGAAGGCAGGAGGGGGUGGGAAGAAAGACAUGGAGGAGAAAGAGGCAUCGCAGAAAGACUCCUCUUCUGCUGCAGGUGGAGGAGGGGGCUCCAGUGACCAGCAGCAGUCACCCCAGUUCUCUGUCAAAGAGACUAGCCUCCAUGAGGGCAACGUCAAACUCAAGAUUGGCCUGCAGGCCAAACGCAUGAAGAAGCCGCCCAAGAUCCUGGAGAACUACGUGUGUCGGCCGGCUUUCAGGGCCACUGUGAGACCCAGCGGGCGCGGAGGGGGCCGCGGGAGCCGCGUAGGAGUCGGAGCAGGCGACGGGGUCAACCAGACCCAGAGCCCAACACAUGGCAGGGAGAGAGAGCAGAGUCCUGGCAUUAAACGACCCACCCCACCGUCUUCGUCUCCCUCUGCUGUUGCUGCCCCCACUCCUCCUCCACCUGUUUCUUCGCCUUCCACCACUUCACCCAGUCGAGUGAAUGGGAGUACUCUAGCUAAACGGGGUCCUCCAAAGCUGGCCUGCAAGUCAGACAAGUCGGAGGCGAAGUCGGACGGGAAAUCCGCCAUCUCGACGGAGAGACCCCUGAAUCUUCACCGCCCUUUUGCAGAUGGAAAAACGCACCACGCCUCUGGGAAGAAGAUGCCCAUGCCCCAAACCAAGUCUCCGACCUCCUCCCCCUUCCCUCCUGCGCCCCCAUCACAGGAACCCAGCGUGGAAGGCGUUACCAAUCCCCCUGGGUACAUUUACAGCAGUGCGGGUCUGGAAGAGAAGGACCGGAGCAUUCCUAGUUGGGGGGCUCCUACUGUCACUGAGAAACUAGCGCAACUCAUCGCCACCUGCCCUCCCUCAAAGGCCACCAAGGUGAAACCCCCCAAAACGACUCCCUCUCCCACCACCCACACUACUUCUAACUUUAUGGCCCCCACCCAAAAGCAGCGAGACCGCGCUAUGGUCAACAGGGCGACCUAUUCUAGAGCGGUCCACCUAGCUCCACCCCCUCCUGUCUCUCGCCCUCCUGGCCGCCCCUAUGGCUCCAGGAACAAUAAAGACUGUGUUUCGGAGAAGUCACCCACCCCACCUGGGAAAGAGGAGGCAGAUGGAGCCGGCAAGUCUGGCAGCAGUAACAACAGCAACAGCAGUCGCAGCAGCAGCCCUGUGCUAACAUACGCCUGCGGCAACAGCCGCCUGGCAACAACUUCAAAGGACAACAACAGCAACAGUAAAGGUGCGAAGCCUCCACAGUCCCGUCUCACUCACUGCCCACCACCCCACUCCGCCUCCUCCUCUUCCUCCUCCUCACCCUCUUGUUUGUCAUCUUGCUCCUCAUCAGAGAAGAGGACAGGGAGCCUGUCAUGUCGCCAGGGCUCCCAAGCCUCUCAAGGACACCACUCCAGAGACCAAGAAAGUCCCUCCCAGGCAGAGGAGAGGGACAGCAGUGAGAGGGACAGCAGUGAGAGGGACAGCAGUGAGAGGGACAGCAGUGAGAGGGACAGCAGUGAGAGGGACAGCAGUGAGCGUGACCGGCACGACCCCAGAGACUUAUCCAAAUGCCCCCCUCCUUCAGCACCCAGCAAACAGGAGUCCAAGACUAAGGGGGCUAAUCAGUCACUCAGAGGGGAGAGAAGCAAGAGCUUGAGCCCCAGUAAACGCAGUCCCAACCCCAGUAAACGCAGUCCCAACCCCAGUAAACGCAGUCCCAACCCCAGUAAACGCAGUCCCAACAGGGAAAGGGACGGUCGCACCCGGUGCAUCUUCAGUCCUCUGGAGACUGUGAGAUGGACUGCCUCACCGCCAGAGCCUGCCGGCGACCGUUCACCCCCUCCUCUCAGAGACGAGUCCCCUGGAGAAGAGUCACCGGGCUCGCCUCCAGGGCAGGACAACAAACCCCUGAAGAAGCGGCGAGGCAGAAAGCCCCGCUGGACCAGAAUAGUGAACCGGUCACAGAGGGCGGGCCAGGGCAGCCCAGUUGACCAGCGCGAAACCAUUGUGCCUUUAUCCUCAGGCCUUGAUACUCCCCCACCUAUACGCAGGCCUGUAGGACGGCCUCCUAACCCUAAUAAGGUCAAGCCUUCCGCCUUGUCUCAACUCUUUCCACAGCCAGCCAGGAAAAGGGGACGGCCCAAGUCUAAAAUGCCCAGGCUGGACGCCCCCACUCGGGGACGUCCCACACACAAACUGGUCCCAUCCAAGGUCUUUUCUUUACACAAGUCGAAAGAGGAGCAGGACCCCCCUGUUCUCCACCCGGAGGUGGACCUAAAUCCUCCCAAACCUAUGCCGAGGAAGCGGGGGCGACCCAAACGCCUGCCCCCCACCUUGCCGCAGGAGGGUCAGCCCCCCACUCUGGCACUGGAAGGGGGAGAUGGGAAGCAGUUCCGGACCAAGGGCAACGGGCAGCUCAUCAUGAAAACCAUCAUAGGCAAGAUCAAUAAGAUGAAGAGUGUGAAACGCAAACGGUUCCUCAGCCAGAUCCUAUUGGGACCAGGGUCUGGACCAGAGCAGGAGCCCCCCAGAGGAACUGCCAGUGGGGUGGUGGGCCAGGUCGCAGCUGCAACCCAGUCUCUAUCCUCCUUGGCUGCUUCUUUCGGUGGCAAACUGGGACCCCAGAUCAACGUAAGCAAAAAGGGGACAGUAUACAUGGGGAAAAGGAGAGGGCGCAAACCUAAAGCAUCAACAAGCCCCUCAUUGGCAGCUUCAACACCACCCCCGGAGGGGCCUUUCCUGUCCCCAAACACCACAUCGCCCCUCCACCACAAUCAGUCCCAGUCGCAGCAGCACCAUCUCCCCACUGCUGAGGUUUUCCCCUCCCCCUCGCUCUCCCAGUCCAGUGGAGGCCAGAGCCCCAUCAGUGACGCCUGCUUUGUGGAGCCAGGGGCAGUGCACUUCCUGACACACCCACACUUCCACUCCCACCACGUCCACCACUCGUUCCCCUUCCCUCCCCCGACGUUCUCAGCCCCCUCCCCUCGCACUCUGGGCUCCUCGGCUGCCGUGGCCUCCCAGAAGAAGUCGUGCCGUGGCUACCAUCACCACCACCACCAUUACAGGCAGCACUACCACUACCGUAAGCUAUCCCCUCCCAGGCCUCUCCACCCAACAUCCCCUGCACCUCUGAGUGAACUGAAGGAAGCCACCCCCUCGCCCGUCAGUGAGUCUCAUAGCGAGGAGACUGUACCCAGUGACAGCGGCAUAGGAACAGACAACAACAGCACUUCUGACCGGGGAGAGAAGGCCUGCGGCGUGGGGAUGCCACCUGGGAUGGCCAAUGGGCUGCUAUUGCCAGGGGUGAUGGGCUCAGCUGUGGGGGUAGGAGUUGGGCUGAUCCCUCAUGGUGGACUAAGACACUCGUCCUCAGUGCUGCUGGAGCACCCCUCAUCCUCUCCGUCACCGCUGGGGGUGAGAUCCUCACCCGACCCCCGCAGGCCCCACCCGGCAGCCCCUCCCUCCACACCAGUGGGCCACAAAGAGAAACACAAGCACAAAUGCAAGCGCCGGAGCCACGGCUGCCCAGGCUACGACAAACUAAAGAGGCAGAAGCGCAAACGCAAGAAGAAGUACCUGCAGCUGCGCUCCCGGCGCCAGGACCCCGACUUCCUGGCCGAGCUGGAUGAGAUUGUGUUGAGGCUGAGUGAGAUCCGGAUAGCGCACCGCACCCCGGCUCACAGACUGGGCAGUGGGCUGGGAAUGCCCCUGGGAGCUGAAGGAGCGAGCAGAGUACCAGGGUCGGGUGGCAGGGCCGCUGGGACCAUGGGAGGUGCUGGUGGCCCCCCUCCACAUCACUACCUGCACAGAGACCUGCUCCCCACAAUCUUCAGGAUCAACUUCAGCGGCUACUACUCCCCCCACCCCUCAUACCCCUGUGACUCUCUGCACUACGUCCGCAAGCCAGACCUGAAGAAGAAACGCGGGCGCCCUCCAAAGCUGCGGGAGUCAUUGUCAGACGUACCUUUUGUUCAUGGGCUGGGGUUCCCGCUAUCUAGCGGCGGGUUCUACCACCCAUCCUACAGUGUUCCCUACUCCUCUGGUCCCCUUGGUCUGGGUUACUACAGAGGAUACCCCCCAGCCAGCGCCCUGUACCCCCAUCACCAGAACCCCCUUUCUGCCCCAUCCCACCACUCCCAUCAUUCCCCCUCCUUCCACCCAGCGCCUCCCCCUUCCUACGUGCACCACCACCACCCGUCACACCUCCUGCUCAACCCCUCCAAAUUUCACAAAAAGAAACACAAGCUGCUGAGGCAGGAGUUCCUGGGUGCGGGCCGGUCUCCCGUACUCUACCCUACUAUGUCCUCAGAGCUGUCGUUCGGCUGGCAUCACAAACACAAACACAGGCACAAACACAGAGAGCGCUGUGCUGAGGAGGACGGGGAAGAGGGAGGAGGAGGGAGCCGAGGUGGAGUGGGAAUGACCGAGAGCCCGGGAUCGGGAAGAGGAGAACGCGGAGCCAGUGGCGCUGGAAUGGCCGAAUCUCUGCAGCGCUGCCGCUUCGGAAGAGACUCCACCCCUACUACCACCAGUGCCAACAACCAGGCCGCGGCCAACUCCCCUUCCUCGUCCUCCUCUUCCUCAGCCGAGAGGUACAAGCGCAAGGAGACAUCCCUGUCUUGCCUUGGGCCCUCUCGCCUGACCCAGGGCAGUGCUGGGCCCCGGGGCCACCACCCCGUAGAGUCCUGGUUCAGGAUGGGAAGCUCGGAGGCAGACUACGCUAAGCUCUCCCGGAUCCCUGCGGGGGCCGACCAGGGUCCGUUCACAGAAGGGCAGGGAGAAGACCAGGCGGGCUGCUCAGACAGUGAGGAGGAAGACGAGGAGCCCCUCACGCCCACAGAUGAGAUGGACCCCAACUCCCAGGACCCCCCGCACCACACCAACCUGUUCGCCACCGCCCUGACCAGCACAUCGCUGAGGGGAGUCGGAGGCAGGAAGGGAGUGGCAGUGGAGAGUGCGAACUUCUCCCGGAUGGAGCUGAUGCUGAAAAAGGACCACUCCACGUCAGCGGAGAGGAGAGAGUUGGGCAAUACAUCAGUUGUCCAGAACCGAGGUGACCACUCUGCCCCUGAGGACCACCUCAUGCAGCACCACAACCACCACCCUCUGUUCCACUCCCUUUCUUCCUCCUCCGCCUGCCUCUCCCACUGCGGCCACGACUCACCCUCUCAGGGCUGCUGCCUGGACAAUGAUGCCUCCCCGCAGCACCACUCCCACCGGGCCCAGCCCUCCAAACACAGCCUGCACCACGUCAACAAGAUCCUCCGCGCCAAGAAGCUCCAGAGACAGGCGAGGACAGGCAACAACGUGGUCAAGAAGAGGGGCCCCGGGCGCCCCAGGAAGCAUCCCCUGCCCUCCCCGCCUACAUCGCCGCCCCUUCCGGCUGAAGUGACCCAGACCAGGCACCGGGACCGAGGAGGAGGGUCAGGGGGAGGAGCGUGUAAAGAGGACACGGUGACAGACGCGAUCGAGUCGGUGGUCCAGGGCCAGCGCAGGAAAGGCCAGAAGAGGAAACCCUGGGAGAGAGAUGGGGAGGAAGAGGGGGAGGAAGGGGAGGGUGAGGAGGUAGCGGAGGGCGAGAAGGUGGAGGAACGAGCGCUGGACAGGGAGGUGAACCUGGGAGGCCUGGGGAUGAGGUCCAGAGCUGGGGGAGGAAGAGGCUGGCUCACCCAAGAGGAGCUGCAGCGCUUUCGCAGUGCUCUGGAGGGGAAACCAGAUGGCCCCUCCUCCCCGGAACCUCCGGGCACCGUCUCCAUGGAACAAGCUCCACCCAUUCCUAUAACCAGCCUACGGGAGAAGAGGGCAGCCAGGCCUCCAAAGAAGAAGUACCAAAAAGCUGGGCUCUACUCUGAUGUGUACAAGACUGCGGAUCCUCGCAGUCAGAUCCUGCAACUGAAGAAAGAGAAACUGGAGUACACACCUGGGGAACACGAGUACGGGCUUUUUCCUGCCCCCAUCCAUGUCGGAAAGUACCUAAGACAGAAGCGCAUUGAUUUCCAGUUGCCUUACGACAUCUUGUGGCUGUGGAAACAUGACCAGCUCUACGAGAAGCCUGACGUCCCCCUUUAUAAAAAGAUCAGAUCAAACGUCUAUGUGGAUGUGAAGCCUGUCUCGGGUUAUGAAGCCACCACCUGUAACUGCAGGCCUUCCGGGGAAGCCGUAGACAGAAGCUGCCUUGACGAAUGCCUCAACAGGAUGAGCUUUGCCGAGUGCUCUCCCGGCACCUGUCCCUGCGGGGAGCAGUGUGACAACCAGCACAUCCAGAGGCAUGAGUGGGUGCAGUGCCUGGAGCGCUUCCGUGCCGAGGGCAAGGGUUGGGGCAUUCGCACCAAGGAGCCCCUCCGCUCAGGCCAGUUCAUCAUCGAGUACCUGGGAGAGGUCGUCAGCGAGCACGAGUUCAGAAGUCGCAUGAUGGAGCAGUACUUCGCCCACAGCGGCCAAUACUGUCUGAACCUGGACAGCGGCAUGGUGAUCGACAGCUACCGGAUGGGCAACGAGGCCCGCUUCAUCAACCACAGCUGUGAACCCAACUGUGAGAUGCAGAAGUGGUCGGUGAAUGGGGUGUACAGGAUCGGCCUCUUCGCCCUCAGGGACAUGAGCAGCGGCACGGAGCUCACCUACGACUACAACUUCCACUCCUUCAACACCGAAGAGCAGCAAGUGUGUAAGUGUGGCUCUGAGGGCUGCCGGGGUAUCAUUGGAGGGAAGAGUCAGCGACUCAACGGGAUGCCUGGGAAGACGGGCGGGGCACGGCGACUGGGUCGACUCAAGGAGAAACGCAAGUCCAAGCACCAGCUGAAAAAACGAGAGGAGGAAUCAAGUGACAGCAGCAAGUUUUAUCCCCACCUUCUCAUGAAACCCAUGUCCAAUAGAGAGAGAAACUUUGUGCUGAAACAUCGGGUGUUCCUGCUCAGGAACUGGGAGAAGAUGAGGGAGAAGCAGGAGCUGCUGAAAAGGGAGGGCGAGAGGGAGGCCAGCGGCGGCCUGUCCAUCUACACACGCUGGGGAGGAGUCAUCCGCGACGAUGGAAACAUCAAGUCAGACGUGUUCCUGACACAGUUCUCGGCGCUGCAGACGUCCCGGUCGGUGCGUACGCGGAGGCUGGCGGCAGCCGAGGAGAACACGGAGGUCACCCGCACCGCCCGCCUGGCACACAUCUUCAAAGAGAUCUGUGACAUGAUCACCAGCUACAAGGACUCAGCUGGUCAGACCCUUGCUGCUCCGCUGGUCAACCUACCUUCAAGAAAGCGGAACACGCAGUACUAUGAGAAGGUGUCCGACCCGCUGGACCUGAGCACCAUUGAGAAGCAGAUCACCACAGGGCACUACAAGACUGUGGAGGCCUUUGACACCGACAUGCUCAAAGUGUUCCGCAACGCAGAGAAAUACUACGGGCGGAAAUCGUCGGUUGGGAGGGAUGUGUGCCGGCUGAGGAAGGCCUACUACGGAGCUCGCCACGAGGCUGCCGUCCAGAUCGACGAGAUCGUUGGGGAGACGGCCAGUGAAGCGGACAGCUCGGAUUCGCUGGAGCGAGACCACGCCCAUCACCACCACGGAGGGGGCUGGCCGGGCUCCCACGACAAGGACGAUGACAUCAUCCGCUGCAUCUGCGGCAUGUACAAAGACGAGGGCCUGAUGAUCCAGUGUGAGAAGUGCAUGGUAUGGCAGCACUUUGACUGCAUGCGGCUUGAGGCGGAGGUGGAACACUACCUGUGUGAUCAGUGCGACCCCCGACCUGUGGACAGGGAGGUGCCAAUGCUGCCCCAGCCCAGCUACGCCCAGUCUGGCUCCAUCUACCACAUUUGUUUACUGCGAGACGAACUGCUGCUGCACCAAGGUGACUGUGUGUACCUGAUGAGGGACAGCAGACGCACCCCAGAAGGCCAGCCAGUCAGGCAGUCCUACCGCCUCCUGUCCCAUGUCAACAGGGACAAGCUGGACAUCUUCCGCAUCGAGAAACUCUGGAAGAGCGAAAAGGGUGAGAGGUUUGCCUUUGGCCACCAUUACUUCAGGCCCCAUGAGACACACCACUCGCCCUCGCGCCGCUUCUACCACAACGAGUUGUUCCGCGUGCCGCUCUACGAGAUCAUCCCACUGGAGGCCGUGGUCGGGACCUGCUGUGUCCUCGACCACUACACUUACUGCAAGGGACGGCCAAAGGGAGUGAAGGAGCAGGAUGUGUACAUCUGCGACUACCGCCUGGACAAGUCAGCGCACCUCUUCUACAAGAUCCACCGCAACCGCUUCCCCGUGUGCACUAAGCCCUACGCCUUCAACCACUUCCCCAAGAGGCUGGCCCCCAAGAGAGACUUCUCGCCGCACUACGUUCCCGACAACUACAAGAGGAACGGGGGGCGUUCGGCCUGGAAGAGCGAGCGGCCCAAAGGAGUUGGAGGAGCCUGUGAGGACGAUGCUUCCCCAUGCGACCAGGGUGACAACUUCCGUUCGGAGAGUGAAAACAGAAGAGGGGUGGAGGGAGACAUGGAUGCUGCCCAAGAAGAAACCACACUCCCUGCGGCAGCCCAACCCCCGCAACCAGUUGGGCCAGGGGAGGGAGAAGAAGAAGACGGGGGGCAGGAGGUAGAGGAGCAUAGGGAGCUGGAGGAAGGUGCAGCACAGAGAGGAGUUGACAUGCUGGAUCUCCUCCCUUCCAUCUCUUCCUCACCCCUCCAUCACUCUGGACUUGGCAGGAGGGAGGCACAAAGGGAUCGGCUAAACAAGAUUCUGCUGGAUCUGCUACACAGAACACCCAAUAAGAAUGCCAUAGAUGUCACUUAUCUUCUAGAGGAGGGGUCAGGGCGGCGAUUACGUAGAAGGACGCUUGGAUUUGGAGACUUUGUGGGUAGAAAAUGAUGUUGCCACUUACCUGGCAAGCACAUUCCCCUUUCAUUCACUUGGGAGAGGUGGGGGUGAAAUGGAAAACAUGGUAAGGGAAGAUGACAUUUGCAAAGAGAAAGUGACCACAAAGGGCAAGGGUUGGUACCCUUCCCGGGCGUGUCUCCUCUUCCCCAACCUGUCAUCUCAAGUGAUGAGACAACCCAAUGACAACCCAACGGUUUGAAGCAGUGCCCUCAACUGUUGUGGUCAAUGGUAACGGUUUUGUUGGUGACACAAGGACUUCUUCUCAGGAGGGUGGACCCAGACUUAUUGAAGUACGAUGCAAAUGCAUUUUUUUUACGUAGGAAAAAGUACCCCAUGCACUUAAAAAUGCGCAUUGAACAAAUGUUAAUCAAAGACAGCCCUGGUUACUCAGGGCAAAGAGACUAUUACAUAGGCUUCACAUUAUCUAUACACAUGGCUCAUCAGUGAAACCUUGAGUCAAUUAUUUUUAGUGUGCAAAAGAAAGGAACAUGUGGUACUGAACAUGGCUGUGGCAUAGUCAUAGACUCAAAUAUACUUUUUUUUUUAACGACAUCAAAUGGGAAUGAGGAGGCUGGAAACCUGCGCCCCCAGUGGGACUAGGUGGUAAUGAAACUAAACAUAGGCCACGAGACCUAAAUGUACGAGGAUAAGAGGCAUAGGAGGCUAUGCAGUGGACUGUAUGAGCAACUUGUAAACAUACACUGUUGACGAUGAACUAGGAGAGAAGCUGCAGGAACGAGGUUGGUCAACUGCACUUUGGUACCAUGGAUAUGGUUGGCUCUCUAAUGUAUCAACGAGACACACUAACACUCACAUGUUAUUGGAUGAUGCAGUCUGAAAACACAAGUUAAUAAUAAGUAUUUCUUUUUCUUUCAUACUGUAGUAAUUCAUUAGGAACAGAGAAGGAAGGACGGGAUUGUGUUUGUAGAGAAUAGCUGGUGGUCUUUGGAAAGAUAUAAUGUGCGCUUUUGGUCAGUCUAGUGUCUUGUCCGCUUUGCCCCUCUUUCUGAAGUACCUGAUUCACCAGCUUAAUGAAGUCAGGCGGCGGGAACACUGACUCUUACUGUAACGCCUUAGAACGCCGUGGUCCCUGACUGCCUUGCGUGAGUGUAUGCACAUUUGUGUGUCUAAUCUGCCAGAAUUCUUGAAGAGAAAAAAUUAAGGGCUUGAUGGCAAUUAACAUUUUAUGGGAAAUUGUGGAAACCAUAGGUAACGUAAAAUGUAUUGUGACGGUCAUAUUUUCUUAUAUUCUAUGAAAAGGGGUAUGUGUUGGGAGGGAAGGGAUUCUAGCUGUAAAUGUUUUCUUCAAAUGUGUUUCUGGUUGCCAUGGAGAAUAUUUUAAAUCAUUUGUGAGAUUUGAUGAGAUUUAUUUUUUCCAAAUGCUUCUGUUUAAAAUGAAACUUAGAUCGAGAUGUCCCAUCAAGAUGGACUGGCUUAGAGAUGAAGAGAGUAAGAAAACAGACGGAAAGAGGACAAAGUUGUACAGUGCCAAGUUAUGUAUAUACAGACUGGGAUAAUGUGAGAAGUGUCUCCAAAAGCAAUAUCUUGAUAACGGAUUUCGUGUAUUGUACAGGACUCAGCCCCAUAUGUAUUAUUAUUAUUAUUUCUGCCAUUUGUAUUACUAUAAUCAAGACACUUAAGCUUGGGAGAGGUGUUUUUAUUCAGUAAAACGUACAACUGUCCUAAUUGAAUGACAUGAACUUAAACAGAAUUUUUGUUGCCUAAAAAUUAAACUGAACAAAAAUAUAAAUGCAACAUGCAACAAUUUAAAAGAUGUUACUGAGUUACAGUUCAUAUAAGGAAAUCGGUCAAUUGAAAUAAAUUCAUUAGGCCCCAAUCUAUGGAUUUCACCGAUAUGCAACUCUUGGUAACAGAUAACGUGAAAAUCCUUAGGCCCAUUUUUUAAGGGCAUCUUUGUGCAUUCAAAUUACCAUAGACAAAAUGCAAUUGUGUUCGUUGACAUCAGAAAACUGCUCACCCACACGACGCCAUACACGUGGUCAGCAGUUGUAAGGCUCGACUGGAUAUACUGCUAAAUUCUUUAAAACAAUGUUGGAGGCGGCUUAUGUUAGAGAAAUGAACAUUACAUUUUCUGACAACAGUUCUGGUGGACAUUCCUGCAGUCACUAUGCCAAUUGCACGCUCUCUGAACUUCACACCUCUGUGGCAUUGUGUUGUGACAAAACUGCACAUUUUAGUGGCCUUUCAUUGUCCCCAGCACAAGGUGCACCUGUGUAAUGAUCAUGCUGUUUAAUAAGCUACUUGAUAUUCCACACUUGUCAGGUGGAAGAAUUAUCUUGGUCAAGGAGUAAUGCUCACUAACAGGGAUGUGAACAAAUUUGUGCACAAUGAGAGAAAUAAGCUUUUUAUGCAUAUGGAAAAUCUCUGGGAUCUUUUAGUUCUGCUCAUGAAACAUGGGACCAACCCAUUACAUGUUGCAUUUAUAUUUUUGUUCAGUGUGAGAAGAAUGUCAAACGAACUUCAUAUAAAGCAUUGGGACAUAACAGUGACUCUGAAAUUACAUCUGUCGCUGUAAUAUUACUUUUGAGGAGAAAAUAUGCUCCUUGUUUUUGCUGCAAAGUGUUGAACACUAAAAAAACAAACCAACUUAAUGUUGAUAUUUUGAAAGAUGUCAGCUCCAAUAUGUAACUCCCCCCUGAGAAAUUGUUCAGUUUGUGAUAGCGGUCAUAAAUGUGAUGCUUGUACUUGUGUGUUUUGUGUGAUUUGUUUAGUUAUUUUGUUAGACAAUCACAAAAUAAGAUACAAGCAUUGUAAAUGGACAGACUGGCAGACAUUUUGUGAUGUGUACAGUUUGUCAACUUCUUCCACUCUCGUUAAAAGUUUGUAAUUAUGAUUCUAAAGUUAUGAAAAUGCUGUUGGUUUUUACUUUUUGUUUUAUAUUCAAUUUGUUUUUGUUUUUUAAUAAAAAGCACUACGUUAUUGUGAAA
Molecule: messenger RNA, 13388 nt
Organism: Oncorhynchus masou masou (cherry salmon)
Lineage: Eukaryota; Metazoa; Chordata; Actinopteri; Salmoniformes; Salmonidae
Product: histone-lysine N-methyltransferase ASH1L-like
Exons: 27
Coding region: 1540-10431 (2963 amino acids)
Biological process (GO): regulation of DNA-templated transcription
Cellular component (GO): nucleoplasm; nucleus
Molecular function (GO): histone H3K4 methyltransferase activity; chromatin binding; DNA binding
Source: RefSeq, a predicted model, not a curated record